AUGUCCAUCAGACAGCUAUGCAGACAGACCACCAAGCGCCCAUUGAAUGCGCUGUUUUACUUCCGUGGCAAGGAAAAAACUGGAAUCGCGCCAAUUCGAGUUAUCGUUGACAAACAGCUUGAUCUUGUUGUGGGAAUGGUGGUAACCGUCAACUGGAACGGAAAAAAAAUGGAAGGCGAGAUUCUAGCUUUGAAUGGUAAGUUUUAAAUUGUAUUGUUUUGUUAGAGCAAAUAAGAAGUAGACUUUCUCGUAAGACAUUUGCAGGAAAAAUUUAAUGCCAAUCUUUUAUCUCAUGGUUCCGUGUUCAUUAUUGUCCGGGGUUUCGUUGAGCCAAACACACGCUUCAAUAGACAUUCACUCAAUUAGCUUGGAUUAAUUGGCACAUACAUGUAGUGCUAACAAUAUUCCAAUUUUCUUUUAGACGACAUUACAGUCCUGAACACGAAGGAUUUAGAGUGGUCUAAAAAGAACCUCCCUGGUGCUGUGAGCCCUGAGUCAGAGAACGCUGACGAGAGAGAGAACACUGUGCCCGCUAGUCAGAGCCCGCAAAAGAGAGUGGAACGCCACCAAAAGGUAAGUUCAUUAUAACUUCUUUCAUUAAAACAAAAUCAAUGCAGCUAGAUUUGCUAACGACUCAGCUGUUUGAUCACAUCGAUACCAAAACUUUGUUGAAACAAAAAUCGGGUACUUUCGUUUCCAUCACAGCAUUUCUAUGAGAAAUGCUUUCUUAAAGCCAAAACGGCCAGGUAUCGUCUGACGUGCCAUCUUGGCCUAUUCGACAGCAACGAACAGCGAUUGAGCACGUGCACAAUGUAACGCGAUACAGAUAUAGACACCAAACACUGAUGAUUUUUGAAAUGACUGGCGAGUUCUAUAUAGUGAUUUCAUUAUUGCAUUCUAGAAACGACUAACGGGCUCAAAUAAUCAAUUCAUUAAUGUAAUCUUGAGGGGUACGCUUAACUUGGUUUGACUGUAUUAUACACAUUAUUGACGUGAUUAUUUUUCUUUGUUUCAGCCCAGUUCAGCGAAUAAACCUGAAUCUUCUGCUUACGAGGAAUUCCUAGUCCAGCAAAAGAAGCGAGCGCUGGAGUGGAAGUCAAACCGUGAGGCCAAGAACGCCAAGAAGGCCAAGGCACAGUCCACAUCUGCGACAAGCAGCAAUGAACAAGACCAUCGCGAGGACACCGUUUCUGUUCUGCGCCAGCAGCUUGCCGCCAAAACAGAGGAAUGCUACGAACUGAAGAGCAAAUUGGAAAACGCUGAAGCAGCAAAAGCUCAGAUCCUUAGGAACCAAGUGGAAAUGCAGGAUAACUUUUUUAAGGUAAUGUUUGUCUAGAUGUAUUCACUGAAGACACUAUCAGGUACUAGAAAGAAGUCUGUAGAUUUAAGCAUGGUUUGAACGUCGCAGCUUCCAAGUGUAAACCAAAUUUUAAAACAAGCAAGAUUCUGAGUCGGCGAAAACAAGCACAGGACUAUGCUAUUUCAUUCAAAAAUAUUCUCUUCAAAAUAUAAAGAGGAAUACACGAUUCAAACUUAUAUAUGGGAUUUCUUGGUUCAGAAAAUCAUUUAUGUGCUUAUCACAACAUACCGGGACCAUACCAUACAGGAUCGAAUUUACAAAUCUCGCUUCCAUAGGCGACUUUCAAGUUUCCUUGAUUACCGUUCAGAAACACAAAAAAUAUUGUCUGCAAGAGCUUUUCGCCUAUAAUACUAACUCUGCGAAAAGUUCUUAAAGAAAUUUACAACAUCGUAGGGUCUCAUUUGUUUAUACGCGCAGUCUUCGGAAUCUUUCGGCGUAAGAACUUCUUGCGCCACUUCUUGCGCGUGCAUUAAUUUUGGGUUGUACUGUAAUUCUUUUCUAAUCAACAUUGUUUACUCUUUACAGCUCCUUGAGAACAUACAGGCCUCUGUGUCAAGAAUUGAAGAGCGCCUGAUCACAAGUUCCGAUGUCUCAAACCUUGAAAGACGCCUCGAAGUACUGGAGGGACAGGCCGCAGAAAAUCAAUUUGACUUGGGAAGAAAAUCGUAGGAAAAAAAUGACAAUGUUCCUGAUUUGGACGCUCCAAAAUUGCAUUAUAUUCAUUAACAAGGGACAACUGCCAGUCUUUACUAAUUCAUUUUUCCAGUUUUCAAUUUCUUGCAAUGUGCCGUGAAAUACGUUUUGUUGACAAUCUGUUGAAUAACCUUUUUUUUAUUUUACCAGCUGAAUGCCAUUAUUCCAGAAUGCGAAACUUCAGCCGAGGGCUCUGCGGAAGCAGAAGGAGGGAACGAAGACCUGUCCACUAUCGAUUACAACACCCUAAAUGUUCUUCGCGAGGAAAGCCAAACUACCAAGAAACAAGAAGCCGCUCCCCAGGAAGUCAGCGAGGAGUUGAUCAGCACAUGUGUCACACCGCGUCCUAG
Molecule: messenger RNA, 2403 nt
Organism: Porites evermanni
Lineage: Eukaryota; Metazoa; Cnidaria; Anthozoa; Scleractinia; Poritidae
Source: the annotation of a GenBank genome assembly